Messenger RNA from Coccinella septempunctata (seven-spotted ladybird), 5088 nucleotides. Its product is annotated as inactive tyrosine-protein kinase 7-like. Gene Ontology annotation, cellular component: plasma membrane; axon. The transcript is spliced from 18 exons. Gene Ontology annotation, biological process: dendrite self-avoidance; homophilic cell-cell adhesion; axon guidance. Bases 423 to 3695 code for a protein of 1090 amino acids. Gene Ontology annotation, molecular function: cell-cell adhesion mediator activity; protein kinase activity; ATP binding. Lineage: Eukaryota; Metazoa; Arthropoda; Insecta; Coleoptera; Coccinellidae. The record is from RefSeq and is a predicted model, not a curated record.
CGUGGAAUUUUUAUUUCCUGAUCCAUGCCGGACGAGCUCGGAUCGGAUGAGAACCAAGUGAACAACUCCACAACACCGACCAUUUAAAUUCAAACCUGCUCGGCCGGAUAGAGACAGACGCAACGGAAAAGAGAGAAGACAGCACAAGGGAUUGAAAACCGAAAUAGGGACUGAAGGGGCAAUAGGGCUUCAGUCAGCUUUCAGCUCUUCCAGCUCGAGUGCUCGCGAAUAGGGGUGGCACGAAGCUCCUAUUUGUCAAAACUGAACGAACGCGCUGCUGUGUUUUCCGCUUUUGUUAGUUUGUUAUAACGUUGCGGCAACUUUGCCUACCGAAUAGUUUUUCAUUUGCGUCCGGUACGAUGGAUAACAGCGGCAUUCACGAAAUGUGAUUUUUGACUUUUUUGUUUAUUAUUAGUGCCGAUAUGAGAUUUUCGGUUUCGAGAAUGAGUGGAUUAGGUGCCGUUUGGAUUGGUGUUUUAUUUUUGGCGCACAUCUGUCUUUGUGCCGACGAUAUGUACUUCACCAAGAGCCCCAAGAACGUGGAGGUGGUACAGGGGACGGCGGUGACCUUACCCUGCGAAGUGGCCCCCGCGGAUGGGGUUAGGUACUACUGGGAACUGAAUGGCUCGUCAUUAGAAAACACAACUAGACGAUACCAGAGAGGAUCAGACUUACACAUCACCAGGGUCGACAGAGAAAGAGAUUCUGGACAGUUCACCUGCGUGGCCGUAGAUUCUAAGGGUAUUUCCAUUACCAGCUCUUCAGCAUCUCUAAACAUACAAUGGAUCGGAGAACCGUCCGUGCAAUUGCAGGAGCCCGAUUCGACCUCCCUUAUCCAGGCCGGAAAUGACGUCAUACUCAGAUGUCACUUGGACGCUUCCGGAGAUGUGCACUACGAGUGGUUCAGAAACGGAGACAGAUUGACCAAAUCCCCAAGGAUCGAAAUAAAGAAGAAACGUCUCCAUCUGAAAUCCGUCAAACCUAUAGACAACGGAAUAUACAGGUGCGGGGCAAAAAACGAGGCCGGCAUCGAAUAUAGCAGGACCAAUUUCGUGCUUGCCGUACCAGGUGAUAACGUUCCAACUAUCCAAACUCCUCCAGCCAACCAAGCAGCUAAAGAAGGUACCUCGGCCUUCAUCGACUGCGUCUACCAAGGCGCCGAUGUGACCGAAUGGUACUUCAAGGAUGUGGGACCUUUACACACCACAGAAAAAUAUAUGAUUCAUCCGAACCAAACGUUGGAGGUAAAAAAUGUUCAAAAAAGUGACGAGGGACUGUAUAACUGCGUCGGUAUAAAAAGUGAAUCCACGGAAGUGCCUCAAAGUUACGCUGCCGAACUCAAAAUUGCACGAUUGACACCGAUGAAUGAGACGUCGUUCGAACCAACACUGCCAGAAGGAGGCAAGUUUGUCCUGGCCGAAGGUUCCUCUUUCCAGCUCACGUGUUUAGAACCUUCCAGUUUUCCGGAGACUAAAAAGUGGUGGUUGAAUUCUGCAGGCCACACGGUUUCAGACGCCGGUGAGGUCAAAGUGGAUGAUGAUGGUCGUUUGAUCAUAGCCAAAAUAAAUCUGGAGCAUUCAGGAAAUUACACCUGCGUGGCGGAGAAUGUUGCUGGCCGAACAGAAAAAUCUAUAGAAUUGAUUGUUAUAACACCUCCGGAGAUAGAAGCCCAACCGAGCAAUCUGACCGUCGUGGAGAACGACGAGUUGAAACUCGUUUGCAGGUACAAGACGCAGUCGAAAUCCGCAACCGUCGUGAAAUGGAGGAAGGAGGGAAAGCUCCUCAAACACGAGUUCGACCCGGCUAACCACCACCAGAGGAUCACGAUAUUUCGAGACAACGCCACCUUGCUGAUUCACAACGCCCUGCCUCAGGACCGCGGCGAUUACGUUUGCGAAAUCUCGACGGACAGGUUCGAACCCGUCGUUUCCAAGGCGGUCGGCGUCUCUAUUAUAGAAACAUUGAAAUUCGUGCCGCCACCUAUGGACAGAAAGCUCGAACUAGGGACCGUUGCGAAAGUUCACUGCAAAGCCCAGGGAACGCCUCCGCCAAAUGUGCACUGGGAGAAGAACGGUACGGAUCCGGACAGCUUCCCGAGUCACAUCACGGACAUGAACGGGACGCUCCACUUCAACGGGGUCCUGAUCGAAGAUAAGGGACAAUACAGCUGUUUCGCUUCCAAUAGUCAAGGGAUGAUCAACAGCUCGAUCGUCAUAGAAGUCGUCGUUUCGCCAAAGUUCAACGUGACGCCGAAAAAUCCCACAGAAGCCAUAGAGGGUCAGAGUGUGAUCAUAGACUGCGUGGUGGACGGAAAACCCAAGCCGACGAUUCACUGGGACAAAAACCUGGUGAUGAACGACUUCGACAAGUCGAGAUUCAGCGUUUUAGAGAACGGCAGUUUGUUCAUUUCCGAGGUGAGGAAGGACGACGAGAAUAAAUACGGUUGCACGGCCGGUAGCAGCGCCGGUUUGAACAGGAAGGAGACGGUGCUGAUUGUGAUACCUUCGGAUGAUUCUACAGUCACCAAGGCCGUCUUGAUAACCAUGUCAGUGGCGGCCGCGUACAUCAUACUGGUGGUGGGCCUGAUGGUGUGGUGUCGGUACAGGAGAAAGUCCAGAAAGAUACCAGUGACUGAAGGAAAAUUGGAAAACGGCGACGUGGAACAUACCGAACUGAAGGAAGAUUUGGAUUCCGGCUCGUCCAAGAAGGGCGCGAAUGGCAUCGAGAACCACAAGGAGGGACAGAAAAGCGACGGGGCUGAAACGACACAUUCCCAAAGUUCCGCACAAUCGAGGAAGUCCAAAUCGAGCUACGAUAAAAUCGCCGUUCCCAAGAGCAAUCUCAAGGAGACAAAACUGAUAGGGCGAGGCGAAUUCGGAGACGUGAUGCUGGGUAAGAUAUCCAAGAGUCAGAUACCGAGCCAGGACAAGCGACAGUCCACAACCAACAGCAUCACGGAGGAUAAGGAUGUCCUGGUGCUGAUAAAAGCCCUCUCGCACACCAAGGAGGAGAACUGCCUGACGGAUUUCAAGAAAGAGAUAGAUAUGUUCCUGAAACUGUCGCACGAGAACGUCAUCCAGAUGAUUGGGCUAUGCAGGGACUCGGAGCCCCAUUACAUGCUGUUGGAAUACACAGAUUGGGGCGAUUUGAAACAAUUCCUACUGGCCACUCAGAAGGGCUCCUCGCCCCCUCUCUCCCCCAUCCAAGCUGCGGGGAUAAUUCACCAGAUAGCCAAGGCCAUGGACCACAUUUCCUCCCAUCGUAUGGUCCUCAAGGACCUGGCGGCCCGAAACUGCCUCAUCAUGUCCACCUUAGCAGUUAAGGUAGGAUUACCCAGGCUCACGAGGGAUCCGUACAGCCAGGAGUAUUGUAAACACGUGAACCAGAUCAUACCGUUGAGGUGGAUGCCGUACGAGGCGGUUUACGAGGACGAGUUCUCCACCAAGAGCGACGCAUACUCUUUCGGCGUCGUGGUCUGGGAGGUGUUCAGCCAGGGAGAGCUGCCGUUCCCCAAAUUGAACGAUAACAGCGUGCUCACGAAACUGAAGGAGAAGAAGUUGGAAUGGAAGGCGCAUCCUUCGACUCCCGAGGAUUUUGAAGCUGUCCAGAUGAACUGCUUGGAUUUGGAUCCGCAGAAGAGGCCGUCCUUCUCGGAGAUAGCUAGUAGCAUGGCGGAAAUUCUGACCAAAAUGUAAUGAGAAACAAAUCUCGAGAAAGUAAUUUUCUGAAAAUUUUUCACUGUUUUACGAAUUUAAAAGGUGGACGUUUUGAUUUCGACCUCUAUUGUUGUUAUUGUGAGCUAGAGCGGAAAAAAUGGUGAAUUCUUUGUUCUUGUUUAUAUUCACAUAAAUAUGGUUAUUAUUUAAUCGAUUUGUUGGAUGAAAAUAAUUAACGAUCUGAGUUGAUUUAUCACGAACGACUCACUGAUUCAACAUUAACAAUAUUUUAGAUAAUCAAUUAAUAUUAUGAAAAUUCAUCGUGUAAAAUGUCUAAUUGUAUAAUCGAACCUAAAGUGAGCCAAAACCGAAUUUUGUAAACUUGUGAAUCACUGUUAAUAAUCAUAAGCUUCCAAUGUGUAUUUAUGAGAAUCGUAGGCUUCGUUUACUUUUUUCUCGAGGGGGUAAGAUGCACAUCGGUAUAUACAGGAUGAGACGAAAAAAAGUUUAUCGAAAAUCCUUUUUCUUCCUCUACUGUAUGGUACACGGUGAUGAGGGGUGUUGGUGUGACUUCGAUUUUUGGACCCUACGCCCUCGAUGAGAAUUUUAUGCCUUAAGGACGACGCGCGUCGAUGCUUCGAAAAAUUUUUUUCUCGCCGAUCUCGAUCGGGGAACUUUUGUACAUAUCAUUUUUCGAUUAGGUAAGGAGCGUUCUUUGGAUCAUAUCAUUAGCGUAAAUUCAUCAUGACGAACACGUGACCGUUUUGUAUAUUUGGUGUCGGAUUCGCUACAACACACUGCCAAAAACAAAUAAUAAUAUUCAUAACGUCCGAAUGGCCCCAACACGAACUUAUAUUAAUAAAUGAUAGUAAGUUUUUAUUUUGUAAAUUUUUAUGCGUUUUCUAUACUCUGUAAUUAAUGAUUUUUUAUCGAACACAACCAAAGAGAGAUUAUUUCAGAUUUAGCGAUUUUGUAUAGUUUAGUCCUAUGAAGUUCUGCAUCAUUCUGAUAAAAAACAGACCUAUACCGUGUCAGAUAUAAACUGCCGUAUUUCAUACGUAAUUUUUAUGUAAAUUGAAGGGGUGACUAGAGGCGAAAAAUGAAGAAUAAAAUCUAAUAUUACUAAUCAAAACUUUCUAAAUAAUUGCUGAGAAUGGAAUGGGUUUUUGAAGUCAUAAGCUUGUAUUUAAAACAUUUUAAAUACAUAAUAUUUAAUUAAUUUCUCACUUAUCACCCUGUAUUUUCCUACAUGCUCUGUUAAGUGUCACUAAAUUUGUGCAUUUAGAUUUCAUUCUUCAAGUACAUUAACGAAAAAUUUUCCUUCAUAUAGCGCCUUUCUUCUUAUUUAUUGCUGUAUAAUAUUUUAUUACGCUUUAAUUUUAAUUGUUUUUUUAAUCAUCAACCUGUAAUUGUAGUUAUAGCUAUUUAUACA